CCAUUUGAAAUGAAGAGAAGAAGAAAAAACCCACUCUCUCGGGCUCGCACAGGCGCCUUGCUUUCACUGUAACCGGUAGUCGUUAAAGUGCGUUCCGGACCAUCCUCAUGAUGGAGACGGAUAGUUGUUUGUCUUUCUCUUCGCAGCCAAACCGGACACCACCAGAGAACUCACCGGGUUUGGAACAGCAUAGUUCCUCGGGUUCGUUUCUUCCCUGUGACGAACUUCAGAAAAACGUACACCUUCCUCUCGCGCACCGCCUGAGUCUCCGGGGUCAGGGUGACUUCUACAGCUCGAGCUCCAUGGGACGAUUUAAUGACGGCGCACCCGCGGACUUUACGCACGGGGCAGCUCCCACGAACCCUCGCGCCUCGCCCAACAAACAUAGCAAAUAUAUGGAAAAUAUGAAUCAGAAUCAAAAUGGUUUAUCAAUAAGCGGGAAGGGCUCGUUUUAUGAAAACAACUCCGAGGCCAGAGAGAAGGUGGGUCCCAAGCCCAUGGGCUACCCAGUGAUUGGUUCAGACUUCUGCAUCAAGCUGAAGGAGCCAACCAAUGGUCUCCAAACAGGGGACUCAAUCGCAGACUCCAUCGACCUAUCGGGCAAGAACAAGAAGCGUCGUAACCGUACCACGUUCAGUACCUUUCAGUUGGAGGAGCUGGAGAAAGUGUUUCAGAAGACUCACUACCCUGACGUUUACGCCCGGGAACAGCUGGCCCUUAGGACCGAACUGACAGAGGCCCGUGUACAGGUGUGGUUCCAGAACCGCCGGGCCAAGUGGAGGAAGAGGGAACGCUAUGGGAAGAUCCAGGAGGUGCGAAACCACUUUGCUGCUACAUACAAUAUCUCCACCUACCAGAUGCAGAGCAACCUGUGGCCAGGAGCUGGUGCAGGAGGGGGCGGGGGGUCCGGCGGGGGCUGUGUCCUGAGCCCUGACACCAUGUCUUCCUCUUGUAUGAGUCCCUACCCCCAUCCCCACAGCAACCUCUCCUCCAUGGGCUUCAUGGGCAUGCCCCCGUCCUCCAGCCACCCCCACCACCCUCACCAUCACCCCCCACACCACCCUGGCAUCAAUAGCCUCUACUCUCUCCACAGCUUCCCUGGGGCCCUCGGGGGCCACUCCUUUGAGCCAGGGCCCGAGACAGAGUAUAAGCCAUCCAGCCUGUUGGCCCUGCGGAUGAAGGCUAAGGACCCUGGGAGUCUUCUAUCCUGGCCUACAUGAUCACCACAGUGUCAGGGCCCUACUAUGUACUGACUGAGCCAAUGUACACACACACAUUCAAACUCAAUCUUGUAUACUAGCUACGCCAUGGAUAGUUAUGGCCACAUGUGUUUGUGUUACUGCAUGUUGAUAACAGCAGAAGUCUAAACUCUCUCCUGUGGUUCACUAUAAUAUGUAUACACACACUCUGCUAUUUUUCUCCCGAAAACAUAAACCCACAGAUUUCAAAACAUGACAUGAUCAACCUUUGAGUUUGUUAGGUAUUUUGUCCCCUGGGCAUUUCCAUGUAAAAAGGACCAACAUAUAAAGUGAAUACGAACAGGUAAAACUGGGUGUCAAAUGAAAACUAAGAGUCUAUAUUUUUGUGGAAAUGAAUGCAUAGAAACCAUUUUCCAUCUUGAACAUUUGUCAUAAAGUAAAAGGCUUUGAUUUCUGGUCAAACAGAUGGAUAAAGGGGGUCUUAGAAAACAUCUACCAGAAAAAAAGUUUUAAAGGUAUCAGAAAUACAUCAAAACACAAUAAUAUUGUAGUAUAAAGACCCCUGCCAACUAAAAUCAACACUUACUUUUAUUUUUGGUUAAAUGUACCAUCUGUAAGUAUAAUAAAUAUUUCCUUUGUAAUUGUGAUUUGUCAUUCCGUUACCAAACAGCCA
This is a messenger RNA of Oncorhynchus kisutch (coho salmon), 1872 nucleotides long. It is a transcript of the gene alx3, whose product is annotated as ALX homeobox 3. Lineage: Eukaryota; Metazoa; Chordata; Actinopteri; Salmoniformes; Salmonidae. The coding region runs from base 108 to 1220 and encodes 370 amino acids. Gene Ontology annotation, molecular function: DNA-binding transcription factor activity, RNA polymerase II-specific; RNA polymerase II transcription regulatory region sequence-specific DNA binding. Gene Ontology annotation, biological process: regulation of transcription by RNA polymerase II. The transcript has 4 exons. The record is from RefSeq and is a predicted model, not a curated record.